CAGAGUUGCUUCUCUGACACAUUUUUCAACUAAAGUUGCAGCUAUAUAUAUAUACACCCACAUACAUAUCCUAAAACCCCCGCCCCCUCUAUUUUUUGGAGUCUCUCAAUUUGUUGGAUCUUUCCUUGUAAUUGCAUACAAGAGCUUUUGUUUGUUUCUCAACAAUGGGGAAUGAAGCUAAUGUUGUUCAACUGGGUAAUGGAGAAACGAAGGUGGUGAAUUCGGAGGAGAGUGGCGUUAACAUGGAAGCUAAGAAUGUUGUCAAGAUUUCUCCGCCAUCAAUGAUGCAUGUUUCUUCUGAUGCACGCGAUGAGGGUAUAAACGUACCUUCAGAUUUGACAUUGGCAGGUACUGUUCUUACUUUGUCUCCAGAUUUGACUUGUGUUGAUGCAGCCCAUGGUUCUACACAUGCACGUAGCCCAUACACCCCAGAGGAGAGAUGCUUUAACCUUUUUGCUCCUGCUGUUGGUGAAAUAAAGAUGGCACCACGAGGUAGUAAAUGUUCUCAGGAAGCAAGAAGUAGUGAUGCCCGGAGCAUUAGAUUUGGCUCUUCUGUGAAGGUUAUGAUGGAUGAAUUUAAUGAAAGUGAAUCAGAAGAUAUUGAAGAGAGGUUAUUGAAAUUUAUGUACGAAGAUUUGUUGGGCGUUAUUGUUUCAGAACAAGUGUAUUCAGUUCAGCACGACACUUGUCUUGAUGAGGUUUUACCGAAGCAUGUCAUACUCGAUGGAUUCACGACCCCUGAGCCUCUUCUCACUGGGAUUGCUGAAACCUGCCCUCCUGCUCCAGUAAAGUCUGCACGCAGAGCUGUGAACAUUGAGGGAAGUUUAUGUAGAAAGCUUGACUUUUGACAUCAUGUGAUGUCUUUUGAUGCUUGAGCCCACUUGGUGCUCCAACUCAUGUGGGAUAUGCAACUCGGCAACUACAGGUCAAUUUGAUUUGAAAUGCCGAAGUAAUUCUCUGUAGUUUUUAGAAAUUUAUUUACUCCUUUAGAUCCAAUAAGUUUGCAAUGUUGAUAGAUACGACAUCAAAUCUUUCUGAUUUAGUUUGAACUCUAGUUGCAACGUUUUACAGGGAGUUGAACUGUAGUAUCUUGUUAGUGGAGGCCUAGUUUGUUUCUUCAGUCACUUCCUGUUUUUGCCCUUUUGCUGGCAUAACUUAUUAUUGAUAUCAUUGAAGUUUUUUCGGGGAUAAUUUUUGGCUUGAUUUACUUUAAUUUUGGACAAGUUUUCAAUUUAUUUA
This is a messenger RNA of Daucus carota subsp. sativus, 1239 nucleotides long. RefSeq lists its product as uncharacterized. Lineage: Eukaryota; Viridiplantae; Streptophyta; Magnoliopsida; Apiales; Apiaceae. The transcript has 2 exons. The coding region runs from base 165 to 848 and encodes 227 amino acids. The record is from RefSeq and is a predicted model, not a curated record.